This is a messenger RNA of Salvelinus sp. IW2-2015, 2022 nucleotides long. Lineage: Eukaryota; Metazoa; Chordata; Actinopteri; Salmoniformes; Salmonidae. The record is from RefSeq and is a predicted model, not a curated record.
AUGGAGGAGGACCAGAGAGGAACAGACUCCACCCUCUCCCAGAGCAUCAACCCAAUCAAAUCAGCCGGAGCCCUGAAGGACAGCCUCAGCUCCAAUGACUGUGCAGCUCUGGGUGUGGCACAGGACUGCAGAGACUCCCAGGGGAUUGGGAGGGCUGAGUUCACAGACUCUCGGAGCGAAGGAACGGGUCAGCAGACGGAGAGUGAGAUGGAACACACCACUCAGGAGGGUUGCACUACGCCGGACCGCCCUAUGGAUGGGGAAAUGAGCCAACCCAAGCAUGAGGAGCAGCAGGGAGGAGAGGAAAAACAGGAGGAGGUGGAAGAGGCAGAGGAGGCCUUGGCAUUAGAGGAAGAGGAGAAAGAGGAGAAGAGAGAUGCUCACACUGGAGGAAGGGCCCAGCUGCGCGAGGAGGCCCAGCUGCGCGAGGAGGCCCAGCUGCGCGAGGAGGCCCAGCUGCGCGAGGAGGCCCAGCUGCGCGAGGAGGAGUAUGAUAUGUUUGGAGUGGACAUGGUGGAGACUAUCAGAGACCGGGUGGCUUCUCUGGACGACCUGGCCAAACGCAUCACAGUGGAGGAGAUGACCCCUGUCCCUGGCCUUGUGUCCAUCCUGAAGAGGAGGAGUGUGUGUGUGGAGGAUGUGUGUGUGGCUCCCUUCUCGGCCCCACUCAAACACAAACACCCUGCUAAACGCAGGGUCCGCUUCAAAGUACCUGAUGACGGCUUUGACCACGACGAGGUGGGCGGAGACUCCUGCCUGCUCCUCUUCUUGCUUUGCCUGGUCACCGUGGUGAUCAGCCUGGGAGGCACCGCCCUCUACUGUGCCCUGGGCGACGCCCAGUCCACUGUCUGCACCGACUUCUCCCGUAACGCUGACUUCUACCUCGCACAGCUGCAUCGUGGGAUGGAUCAGCUCCAAAACUGGCUAACCCCCGCGUCUUAGCUGACCCCCAAGAGGAGAGGAGAAGAGAGGGGGAGGAGAAGAGAAAUGUGGGGAGGGAAGGAAAGGAGAGGGGGAGAAGAAGGGGACAGAGGAGGAAAACUCCCUCGUUUUGCAGAGUGGAUACUCGCCUCUCUUUAUGUCCUGCCCUGUUUUAAUCUCUCUCUCUCGGUCAGUCUUUCUGUCUUUACUGGCUGGCCAGUUAAAGUGUGUUUAUGUGUGGCGGGAGAGAGAGAGAGUGAUUGAACGAUGUGUAUGUCUGUGUGGUACUGGUGGGCUGCAUCCACACUAACAGUUCCCUAAGACAUCUGCAGUGCUGCCUAGUAGAACUAGUAGGACUGACCUAGGACCUGUAGUAUACUGGACUACCCAUAGACGUCAACUGUACACUACUGGACGUGAAGUCAGCCCAGAGGAAUGGAUAAUACUCAUUACCACUGACCUUGAAUCUGCUCGCUACUACAUGGACCUGUUCUCUGGGUCCUUCAGGCAUGGACAGAACUGCUCACCUGCGCAGACAGGAAGUGCUUGUGUAGCCAUUUCAGAAACCGGCACAGCUCUGUGUUUACUGCCGCCAUUUUUUAUCUUAUCUACACCUCAAAAAUAUGAACAAUUCUGCUGUGGUCAGAAACAUGAAAUAAUGUCUUUAAAAUAAUCUUCUAAUAAUUCAUGUUUUGUUGUAAUGAAACAGAUUUUACUUUCCUUUCCGUUCCUCACUAUUGAGUAUUUUUAUGUUGUAGGUAGGGUGUUUCUUUGGGCUGAGGAUAGAAGUUGCCCCGAAUCACAGAUCGAAGAUCAUAUCUUAACCAUAUCCUCAACCAGGAGGGGGAGGAAAUAUCUGACCCUGUAUCAGUGGAUAGGGGAAACUGCUACCCCUUCUGUUUAUUGGGUUGUUUUGGGGUACAGAUAGUUCAGCCUGAUUGUAGCAUUGGCCCCUUGAUGACCCUUGUGUGUCAGACAGAGAUAUAUGCAACAUGGACAAGAAAGCAAUACAUGUGUGUGUUAAAGAAUGUUAUUUUAUUUUGUUCUUUAAAAAAAGAAAAUGUAAACACUUUUUCUCCCCAAUUUCGUGGUAUCCAAUUG